Molecule: messenger RNA, 1998 nt
Organism: Arabis nemorensis
Lineage: Eukaryota; Viridiplantae; Streptophyta; Magnoliopsida; Brassicales; Brassicaceae
Source: the annotation of a GenBank genome assembly
AUGCGAGGAGCUCAAGCUUUACAGUUUAUUCGCAGAACAGUGACGUUAGGUCAACAUUUGUGUCCUGCACCACUUACGGCGGGGACUCGUUUGGAGUUUGGUUCGUUUCUUCAAGAAAACCCUAACGAUCUUGUUUAUACCCAUAACCGUAAGAUUGAUGAGUUGAUUAAAUCCGGGAACUUGAUGUCUGCACACGAAGUGUUCGAUGGAAUGUCCGUACGAGAUGUUGUCACUUAUAAUCUUCUUAUUUCUGGUCAUAGUCGAAAUGGGUGUUCUGUAAGAGCUAUCGAGCUCUACGCGGAGAUGGUCUCUCAUGGUCUUAGAGAGAGCGCUUCCACUUUUCCUUCCGUUCUGAGUGUAUGUGGCGAUGAAUGGUUCUGUAGAGAAGGAACUCAAGUUCACUGCAGGGUGGUUUUGCUUGGGUUUGGAUGUAAUGUUUUCGUCAGGUCUGCACUUGUUGGUCUCUAUGCGUCUUCGCGGUUUCUUGAUGUUGCUUUGAAGUUGUUUGAUGAAAUGCCUGAGAGAAAUUUAGCUGUUUGCAAUUUGCUGUUGCGAUGUUUUUGUGAGACUGGAGAUUCCAAUAGGUUGUUUGGAGUGUACCAGAGGAUGGAACUUGAAGGUGUUACUGAAAAUGGGUUGACUUAUUGUUAUAUGAUCCGUGGUUGCUCUAAUAAUCGGUUGUUAUGUGAAGGGAAGCAGUUGCAUUCCCUAGUGAUUAAAUCUGGAUGGAACAUUUCUAAUAUUUUUGUGGCUAAUGCGCUUGUGGACUUGUACUCUGCUUGCGGCGAUUUAUCUGGUUCGAGGAGAUCAUUCAAUGCUGUCCCUGAAAAGGAUGUAAUAUCGUGGAACUCAAUUGUUUCUGUGUGUGCAGAUUACGGGUCUGUGCUUGAUUCUCUUGAUUUGUUUAGAAAGAUGCAGUUUUGGGGGAAGAGACCUUCAAUACGGUCAUUCAUGUCGUUUCUCAAUUUAUGUAGCAGUAACAGCGAUAUUCAGUUUGGGAAGCAGAUCCAUUGCUGUGUCCUUAAGAUGGGUUUCGAUGUUUCGAGUCUUCAUGUCCAGUCUGCUCUAAUUGACAUGUACGGAAAAUGCAAUGAGAUUGAGAGUUCUGUGUCGGUUUACAAGAGUGUGCCUUACCCGACUCUGGAGUGCUGUAAUUCGCUGAUGACUUCUCUGAUGCACUGUGGUAUCACUAAAGAUAUCAUCGAGAUGUUUGGUUUGAUGAUUGAUGAAGGAGCUGGAAUCGACGAAGUUACUCUUUCUACUGUCCUCAAGGCUUUAUCACUUUCUGUACCAGCAAGUUCACCUAGCUGCACGCUUGUACAUUGCUGUGCCAUCAAAUCCGGUUAUGCAUCUGAUGUUGCAGUCUCAUGCUCCCUAAUUGACGCAUAUUCAAAGAGCGGCCAGAAUGAUGUAUCUCGAAAGGUGUUUGAUGAGCUUGAUUCACCCAACAUCUUCUGCUGGACUUCGAUCAUCAAUGGCUAUGCUAGAAAUGGCAUGGGAAAAGACUGUGUUGAGAUGCUUAGAGAAAUGGAUCAGAAGAAUCUCAUACCAGACGAAGUUACAAUCUUGUCUGUACUAUCAGGUUGCAGUCAUUCUGGGCUUGUUGAAGAAGGCGAGCUGAUUUUCGACUCAUUAGAAUCAAAAUACGGAAUGUCCCCAGGAAGGAAACUCUAUGCGUGCAUGGUCGAUUUGUUAGGGCGUGCUGGUUUGGUGGAAAAAGCCGAAAGGCUGCUUCUUCAGGCACAUGGAGAUGCCGACUGCAUCGCGUGGAGCUCGUUACUGCAGAGCUGCAGGAUUCAUGGAAACAAAGCAAUAGGAAGAAGGGCAGCGGAAGUUUUGAUGGAUCUUGAACCUCAGAAUUUUGCUGUUUACAUUCAAGUUUCGAAAUUUUACUUUGAGAUCGGUGACUUUGAAAUGUCCAGGCGAAUCAGAGAGAUUGCUGCUUCAAAAGAGCUCAUGAGGGAGAUCGGUUACAGUUCAGUCGUUGUGAAAAACUGA